CCCUUUUGUCUGCAGGCGGACUCCAUACCGCACACAGCGCUGCAACCGCAACCGCAGAGGAAGCCACGCCCCCUCGUCGGCCCGGGUUCCUCCUCCUCCGCCUCCUCCUCCCCGCCCUCCCGCACGUACACGUGCGCGCGCUGGGUUGAGACUCCCAGGGCAGGAGCGGCGCGGCGACUCCCAGACGUCAUGGCGGCCGAGCUGAGCGACAUGGCGGAGCCGCCCGCGGUCCUGCCGCCGCCUUCCUCUUCCUCCUCUUCCUCCUCCGCGUCGCCCUCGAGCGGAGACGCUGCCGAAGAGACGGCCGAGAGCGAAGCCGCCUCCGUCUCUUCCUCCUCCACCUCCGCGGCGGGAGUUGAGGCCGAGCCGCCCCCAGCGGCGCUGAACGGCGAAGGGGCAGAAAGCAUGUCGGAGCCCAGCCCGGAGAGCGCCAGCCAGACCGGAGACGGCGACGACGAAGAGGAGGAGGACGGCGACGACGAAGAGGAAGACGACGAGGACGAGGAGGAAGACGACGACGCCGAGGACGAAGAGGAGGAGGAGGACGAGGAGGAAGAGGAGGAGGAGGAGGAAGAAGAGGCCGAGGCCGGCAGCAGCUCCGGCUCCUCCAGCGGCUGCUGCACCGACGACACCCGCUCGCUCAGCCCCGGCGGUAGCGAGGCCGACGUCAAGGGCGACUCGGGCGGGGCCGGCGUAGGCACGGGCGGAGGGCCUGACGGCUCCGGCGACGGCGGCAGCAGCGGCGGCGGCGGGGACUCCAACGCGGGGGGCGGCAGCAGCGGAGGAGCCUCGGCCGGGGCUGACGAGGGCUACGGCACGGGGAGCGGCGGCGGCGGCGGCAGCAGCUCCUGCAGUGCCACGUCGGGCGGCCGCAGGGGCAGCCUGGAAAUCUCCUCCGACGGGGAGCCGCUCAGCCGCAUGGACUCCGAGGACAGCAUAAGCAGUACCAUAAUGGAUGUAGACAGUACAAUUUCCAGUGGACGUUCAACUCCAGUCAUGAUGAAUGGACAGGGAGUGACGACUUCAUCUGCAAAAAGUAUUGCUUAUAACUGCUGCUGGGACCAGUGCCACUCUUGUUUCAACUCCAGUCCGGAUCUGGCAGAUCACAUUCGGUCCAUACACGUAGAUGGUCAGCGAGGAGGGGUAUUUGUUUGCUUAUGGAAAGGCUGCAAAGUGUAUAACACACCAUCAACAAGUCAGAGUUGGUUACAGCGGCAUAUGUUGACCCAUAGUGGGGACAAACCUUUUAAGUGCGUUGUGGGAGGUUGCAAUGCUAGUUUUGCUUCCCAGAGUGGACUGGCUCGGCAUGUACCAACACACUUCAGUCAGCAGAAUUCUUCAAAAGUUACCAACCAGCCAAAGGCAAAAGAAGAGUCUCCUUCUAAAGCUGGAAUGAACAAAAGAAAGAAGUUAAAGAACAAACGGAGGCGCUCCUUACCAAGACCUCAUGACUUCUUUGAUGCACAGACCUUGGACGCCAUACGGCAUCGAGCUAUUUGCUUUAACCUUUCUGCUCACAUAGAAAGUUUGGGAAAAGGCCACAGUGUUGUAUUUCACAGUACGGUAAUAGCUAAAAGGAAAGAGGACUCUGGAAAAGUUAAGUUGCUGCUUCACUGGACUCCAGAAGAUAUUCUUCCUGAUGUGUGGGUAAAUGAAAGUGAAAGGCAUCAGUUAAAAACUAAAGUAGUUCAUUUAUCAAAACUGCCAAAAGAUACUGCUUUGCUUCUGGACCCAAACAUAUACAGAACAAUGCCACAGAAGAGGUUGAAGAGGUAAAAAUCGACUUGGUGGGGGCACCUAACCUACCGUCUUAAUCACUGACCAUGGAAUUAGAAUUGCACAUUCCUUGAGUCCUUUACCUUUAUCUACUCACACACAGACACACAAAUACACAGGCACACACACCCUCAGACAUGGCACACCCACCCCCUCUGUGUCCAACUGCUGCCAGCCUAUGAUUGGUCUAACCAUUCUGUGAAUGAAAUUGAAGCAUCUUAUGGAAUAUAUUAUAUAUAAACGUCUAACAUACCUUUCAUGGGACGGUACAAUGGUGAAGCUUCUCUGGCACGCUCACCAGUGUUUUUUGUUUUCAGUGACUUUUUUGAAACUUGUAUUGGAUGAAUUGGCAAUCGCUGAAUUGUCAGUUGAAAACCCAUCCUAGUCGUCGUUACUCACAUUUUUUAAAAGAAAAUAUAUGGGGGGUGGGGGUAAGCAAACUCUUGAAAUCUCAUCAUUGAUAAGCAACAGCCAGAGAGAAUUCUUGGUGAAGCAUCUCCGUUCUCACUUUAGUGAACUUGUAGUGUCCAAUCACAUAACCUUAAGUGGUGGUAUCAUGUUUAAGCAAAAUGGUGGUGGCAUACUUUGAUUUUUAUCAGAAUUAUAUUCAUUCAUUCAUUCGUUCAGGGGAAGUUGAUCAAUGUUAGGUGUUGCUGUAUAUCCAGUCCUCUUCGUAAGAUAUUACUGUAUAUCCAUCAGACUUUAAUAAUAUGUAUACAAAAAAGAAGAAGAAACAACAUUGGUUUUAUAUUCUAUUUGGCUUUUAAAACUCCAGCUUGCUUUUACAGAUUAUAUUGUCUCCCUUUCCCUCCUUUUGGCCUAAAUGUUUCUGUUUGUCAAAAAAGAAGUAUUUUUUAAAAAGAAGCAUUUAAAAAUACAAUCGUUUAUGCACCAAAGUUGGCUAUGAAAAGAAUUAAAUUGCUUCCUCACUUUAUUAAGCAAGGAUUUACGAUUUUUUUUUUAACCCUACAGAAAUAGAAAACUUGUGUACUUUGUCUUGUAUUGAGACAAAAAAAAAGUUGCAUAUAGAGAAUGAGACAUUGCUUGUAAAUAGUUUUGCAGAUUUGUAAUAUAUUUUUAUAUCACAAAAUGUAGAUGUUUUUCCCUAGAGGCAUGGAAGUUAAAAUGUAUAUAUUAUGGUAGAAAUAAUAUUGAAGGAUAUUGUAUGUCAUUAGCGCUGCCAGAAUUUGUUUAAAGCAAGCACCUUUCUUAACAAUAAUAUGUCUCUUGGAUUUCUAAGAGACUCUAUACUACUGUUAAUAAGAACAAAACACAUUGAUAUCCUUUCAGAAAUCUUUGAAGGAUGCAUAAUAUCCAUAGAAGGUUUAUAGCACCUCACUGCUGAACAUGGAUAUGAAAUCAAUCUUUUUCCUUGCUUGUUGGAAGGAACAAAUGUAAAAUAAAUGACUUAAUAAGGUGGCUUAUAUGCAGUCAAACUGCAUGUUUAACCUAACCCUUCCUGUUUAGGAGGAUUUUGUUUUUAUUUUUAUUUUAUUUUAUUUUUUGCAUUACUACAGCGACUUUUUUACACUAUUUUUUUUUUUUAAUUAAACAGCAAAUAAAUUAAAGUCUAAAGUUUUGGGAGAUAGAAGGUUGUUGUUUUUUUUCCGAAUUGUAUAAGGAGAGCUGCCUUAAUGAAGGUAAAAUGCUUGUUUGUUGCCUGGUGGAUUUAGAAUGUUUUCACAAACAUUUAAAUUUUAUUAUUGUGCAGAUUUAGAAGCACUGCUGACAUGGAAUGGUUUUGGAAUACCGUAGUUGUUUGACAAUGGUAUUUCAUAAAGAUCUGUGGCAAUGUUAACUAUUUAAAACAGAUGCCGUGUUUGUUUUGUCUUUUGUUUUUAAUUUUUGCUUAAGCACUUCAGUUACUGCUUUAUCUUCAUUAAAUGGUCAUCUGUAAUUGCUUGGGUUCCCUUUCUUUACAUUGCCAAAUAGGUGUUUUUCAGAUAUAGUUUGUAUUUGUAUUUUUUUAAGUCUUAUUGUUUCAUGAAUCUCUUGUAUGCCAUUCAUAAUUGACAGAUGAUUGUAGACUUUUCUGGAGUAUUUUUUCUAAUAAAAGAAAGCAAACGCAA
Molecule: messenger RNA, 3845 nt
Organism: Pseudonaja textilis
Lineage: Eukaryota; Metazoa; Chordata; Lepidosauria; Squamata; Elapidae
Source: RefSeq, a predicted model, not a curated record